This is a messenger RNA of Pipistrellus kuhlii (Kuhl's pipistrelle), 1956 nucleotides long. RefSeq names its product cation channel sperm associated 1 (gene CATSPER1). Gene Ontology annotation, cellular component: membrane; CatSper complex. The coding region runs from base 1 to 1956 and encodes 651 amino acids. The record is from RefSeq and is a predicted model, not a curated record. The transcript has 12 exons. Gene Ontology annotation, molecular function: voltage-gated calcium channel activity; calcium ion binding; calcium-activated cation channel activity. Lineage: Eukaryota; Metazoa; Chordata; Mammalia; Chiroptera; Vespertilionidae. Gene Ontology annotation, biological process: spermatogenesis; calcium ion transport; regulation of cilium beat frequency involved in ciliary motility.
AUGGCGGGAGAGGCUCCAAACGAGACAGACGCCAGUAAUUUGAAUACGCUCUCUCCCCGCAGCCCACCAGCCCCACACCUCACACCAGGUCAUAGAAGAGCCCACCACCACGGUGAAUCUCACCCCCGUGGCGAGUCGCAAGACUCCCCUGACUAUGCCCUCUCCCGCCUCUCCCCCCAGCCCUCCACAUCCUUUGACCUGUCCGGGAUUGUAACUCCUAGCACCGUCCCCUCCCACCUCACCUAUGAGAAGAUACCCAUUCUCGAGGAGCACGGCCACGGCGGCAGGAGGCAUCGCGGCAGGCCCCGCCAAAGGUGGCCCCGCCUCCGCGGCGAGCCUUUCCUCUCUGCAGAGUACUUCCAAGACAGUGAGUCAGGGAGUACUGAGCCAGGAGGGCCCGGGCGCCCCGAUGCUGACGGCCACAGCAAGCACCACCGUCAUCCAACCCACCACCGCAGACGGCCUCCUCGCCCCGGGGAAAGCUCUUCCCACCGCGGCCUGUCUCACUCCCCCAGUGAGCUCCGCCACAGCCAGCAGGGGGAGCACCAGCACGGCCACCAUCGCCACCACGGCAAGCACCGCCGCCGGGAGCACCACUACGGGGAGUACCCUCGCGUCAGCUCCAGAGACACAGCCGGCAGCAUGGCCAGAGCCAGCUUAGUCUUCCAACCCAGCGUGGCACGCAGGCCGAGCGUGCCCGUUAGCUUGAUGCGUUCCCGCACUACAGUCCAAUCAUCUGCCAGCAAAGUGCAUCCUCUGGAAUUCUUCUCUAAGACCUCGGAUAGCUCGCCUGAAGAAGAGCAAGAUCAGCCAAGCACCAACAAGACCUCGCGGCUCCACAAGAAGGCGCGCAGCGGGACCGUGUGCAGUAAGCUGUGCGAAAACUGCUGCUCCCUCUUUCACGGGCUCCGGAGGAUGCUCAGGGUCCUGACCGAGUCCCUGUUCUUCGACGCCUUCAUCUUCAUCGUCGUCUGCCUCAACAUCGUCAUGCUGGUGGCCCAGACCUUCGCGAUCGUCGAGGUCCGGGGCGAGUGGUACUUCAUGGUCUUCGACUGCAUCUUCCUCUCCAUCUACGUGGUGGAAGCUCUGCUCAAGAUCAUCAGCAUGGGCUUCGACUACUUUUAUGACGCCUGGAACAAUCUGGACUUCUUCAUCAUGAUCAUGGCCGUGCUGGAGUUCACACUCGUGCAGUUCAACUCCCGCUCGCUGAAGCGCACCGUCUACAACCCCAACUUCUUCCGCAUCUUCAAGGUCUUCAAGAGCCUGCGGGCCCUGCGGGCCAUCCGCGUCCUGCGGCGGCUCAGCAUCCUGGUCAGCCUCCAGGAAGUGACCGGGACCCUGGUGCGGUCCAUGCCGUCCAUCACCGCCAUCCUGGUCCUCAUGUUCACCUGCCUCUUCCUCUUCUCGGUGGUGCUCCGGGGACUGUUCAGCCAGUCUGACCCCAAUCGCUUCCAGAACAUCUUCACCACCCUCUUCACCCUCUUCACCUUGCUGACGCUGGACGACUGGUCCCUGAUCUACCUGGACAGCCGGGCCAACGGCGCCUGGUCCAUCAUCCCCAUCCUCAUGGUUUACAUCGUCAUCCAGUACUUCAUCUUCCUCAACCUGGUGAUUGCCGUCCUGGUGGACAACUUCCAGAUGGCGCUGCUCCGGGGCCUGGAGAAAGUGAAGCAGGAGAGGGCCGCCCAGUUCCAGGAGAAGCUGCUGGCGGAGUCUCUGAUGAUGCUCAGCGAGGAAGAGCCCCGAGAGGCGGUGAGCGACCACACCACCCAGAGGCUCCUCAUCGAGAAGAAGUUUGGGACCAUGACCCCACAGCAACAGGAGCUCCUGUUCCACUUCCUGCAGCUGGCCGCGGGCGUGGAGCACUACCAGCAGAAGUUCCGCUCCCAGGCGUCCGUCAUCGACGAGAUCGUGGACACUGCGUUUGAGGCUGGCGAGGAGGACUUCAGGAAAUGA